CAAGUGACGGUGUACUGUUAUUCGACCUCCUACCAUAAGAUCUACGAAGAGGUAGAAAAGCUAGUGAAUGACAAAAAUCUGCACGCUAUACAGCAAAUCGUUCUGCUUUAACCAUUGGGACACAUUCUUCAACUAACGAUCAUUCAACACAGAAAAAUCAACUUCAAAGCCAUCCAACUGAUCACAAUGGUCUCCGAUACUCUCACAGCAGAGCAAACCUACGCUCUAUUUGAUAUCUUGACCCACGAUGCUACCUACGAAGAGAUAGCCGGAUUGAAGUGGCCUGGUGCUAUUCAAACUUUUGGAAGCCCCAUUUCCGACGGAUCUGGGCCAAUUUCCUCGCCAAUUAUGCACAUGCUCCUAGAAAAAUUCGUUGUCGAGCUUCCCGGUCUAUCCACGCUUCCUCCGGCAUUCUGGCAACAGAGAGUGCAGGGCUUGCUGUUCAAGCUGGCAGGCUCAGAGCUCUCCGAAAGCUACGAUAAGGGAGCCUUGGGUACGAGGAAGACGGUCGCCACUGCCGCAUCCGCAUUUCUGGAAUCAGUCGUUCGCGGUUGUCUCGGCGGGUGUCCGAGGAAUUCGGCUGGCGACAAUUCGAACAACGGUGACCCGAGCCAUCUUGAGCAAGCUUGGGAUACAGUCAUUCAAGAUCUGGUGUAUGAGGACUUGGUCGAUGUCCUUUUUGACAAGGUGGCGGAAUCUGAUAGCCUCGAGCACCUCCCAUCUUCAGUCCAAGAUGCAGUCGAACAUGCUACCAUCGUAGGAGCAACCUUUCUCUAUCAUAUUUUCAUCCUCAAUCCUAGCGGACAAUACCUCAUCAACUUACUUAAUGGUGUCCACACGCUCAUUCCAUACGCCAUCAUGAAACAAACUCUCAAGAUCGGCAAUGCGGCCACCAUGAUAAAUGGAAUGAUGCAAAUUAUUCUAACGAAGCUCAGCAUGACGGCUUUGGCGAACUGGGCCGGGUUGAGCCAGAAAGUUGACGAUGGUAGCAAUUUGCUGCAGACAAUCAUCAGCACCAUAUUUUCAUGGGAUAAGACCUCGUUUCGCAAGUCAAUGGAGAAAAUCGAAAAAAGUAAGGGAGGUCUUAGCAAACAACAACUAGACGCUAUGAAGUGGUACUCCAAACAACCCCGACAGACGCACGAAGAGAUUAGGGCUCUCAGCAUCAAGCGAAAGAAAUCCAUUGCUGCUGUCAUCGUGGAUUCUGUCAACCCAAACCUUUCGCGUUACAUGUCUGAGCCUCAGCAUACACAGGCUCUCAAGUAUCAUGCUGAUUUUCUCUCCAUCCACGAUCGCGAGGAGAUCGUAAACGUGCUCUGCCGCCAACACCCUGAUCUCCUGACCCAAGCCAUCCGCGAGGUGGUGGCUGCUUAUGACCCAAUUAUUCGGUCUGUUCACAACGGCGUGGAUCUCGGUGACGGUCUCACAGACUUGCAGGCUUUUCUGAGCGACUUGAUCAAGAUUACACAGCCCAAGCCAGCUGGAGCCAAGAAUUCAGAGGACUUUCCCUCAGUGCAAGCCUAUAUCGAUCUGCUCCACAAACACAUACCGCGCUCCGUACAUUUCCUCCACCUUAUCGCCAAGAACUGUCCUGACGUUAGAGAAGCAUUCCGACAGUACGCCAAGAGAGCUCUCAGUGCAUUUCGCCAGUCCGAACCGGCCGACAAGGCUUCUCCCAAUGAUGGUGGCAGCGGCGGAGCGGCAGGCACGAUGACUCCCGCCUUGCAGAAGAUUUACUCCCAACUUACGCCUGCUGAAAUGGCCCCAGUUGGAGCAGCACUGGAUGCACACGCCUCAUAUCUUGCCUCUCUGCGGGCGUUAUCUAUACAAAAUCGAACACAAAAUCGAACACAAAAUGCGGCAUUGUAUGGGUGUGUCCCCUAUAUCGCGAGGUGGAAUGCGUUGCUGGAUGAGACCUUGCUCACGCCAGCCACGGUCGACGGACCUGUUCGCCGCGGACAAGACGUUAAGAAUAUGGAUUCAAAUGAUGAUGGAAUGGGCAUAGAUGUCGCUCAGCAGCGACGAGCAAUGGCUGAGAUGUCGAGCCGGCCGGAUGUAGAUGUUGUACUCAAGGCAUUUGGACCGAAGUUUACGGCUGUUUUGCAGGAGAUGGAGGCUAGUACUAUGAAGUAA
Mollisia scopiformis is the source of this 2133-nucleotide messenger RNA. RefSeq lists its product as uncharacterized. Gene Ontology annotation, molecular function: phosphatidylinositol binding. The record is from RefSeq and is a predicted model, not a curated record. NCBI's taxonomy places the organism in Eukaryota, Fungi, Ascomycota, Leotiomycetes, Helotiales, Mollisiaceae. The coding region runs from base 187 to 2133 and encodes 648 amino acids. The transcript has 3 exons.